CUGAAACCUUCCCCAAGAGCCUGCUGGUGAGGUCACUUCCCCAUAACCCUGGUAGGGAUGGAGUCCAAAGGAACCGCACGCAGUGGAGGCAAAUCUGACAUCAAGGCCACCAGCACAGGGAAGCCAGAGAAACCCAAUCCUGGGCCUGCCACAAAUGCAGACAAGAAGGAGACCCCCUCCAAGGAGCAGCCCGCCCCUGUCCCCACCACCACUACAACGAAGAAGGCAGCCAGCGAGGCUGCUGUGGCAAACAACCACAGCAAUCUGAAACCUAGCUCAGCAGCCACGGAGACACCAGAGGCCACCAGCCAGUCCUCUGACUCUGAGCAUAAGGGAGACAGCACCGAGGAGUCCCCAGGCAGCAUCUUCGACAAUAUGAAGCCCUUGAUCGUCGCUGGAGGGGUGGCAGUGGCUGCUAUCGCUGUGAUUCUGGGUGUGGUGUUCCUAGCCCGGAAAAAAUGAAGACUGAGAAGGGGUGGGGGAGAGGAACCGUAUCAAUUGUACAGCUCCUUUUGAGAAAAAUGCAUGCAGUAAAUUCUAUACAUAUCUAUACUUAUAUCUAUAGAGAGAGAGCUAGAUAGGCAAUUACAACACCACCACCAACUCCAAAAGGCUUGCUCAAGACAGAUGUGCCCGUUCAACCUAAGUGUGGGAUCACCAUGCACUCAAUGUGUUCUCUCAUGUAAUAGAAAUUGGCUUGUACCACUGUGUAUUGAUUACAGCUUCUCCUGAUCAGUGUAAAUGAUGGUGUCCCCUCCCCGCCCUGCUGUCCUCUCCAGAA
This is a messenger RNA of Alligator sinensis (Chinese alligator), 781 nucleotides long. RefSeq names its product cell cycle exit and neuronal differentiation 1 (gene CEND1). Gene Ontology annotation, biological process: cerebellar Purkinje cell differentiation; radial glia guided migration of cerebellar granule cell; cerebellum development. NCBI's taxonomy places the organism in Eukaryota, Metazoa, Chordata, Crocodylia, Alligatoridae. The coding region runs from base 58 to 462 and encodes 134 amino acids. The record is from RefSeq and is a predicted model, not a curated record. The transcript has a single exon.